UAACCUUAAUUUCGUCUCUUUUUCUUUUUCUUCGAGAUUUUUUAUUAGAGGGCUGGCUGCCUUUCUUUCUGUAACACCUGCUAGAGAAAAAAAAAACAAUGGAUCGUCAAGGUCAUACUAGUACUAACUUUCCAGUUCCUCACAGAAAGAUCUCUGUAGAUAUCAAGGGAAUUCAAACAGAUAUAGUCAUAUCCAGCUAUGACGAUCAUAUUCUAGUGAUGGCGACUCAGAUUGGAGCUAUGGGAACGAUACUGAAUGCCAGGAAAGAGGAAGGGAUGGCCAUUCAUCCGACUUUCAGUGUGUCAGUAAUUUUCGGUAAACGAGAUGAGCCAAUGCUAGUGGCGUGUGCACGUCAGCUUAUCGAACAGAUAAGUAGCUCUGGGUCUCCCAAGACAUUACUGCUCUCUCUUGGUCUCAAAGAUCACUCACUGGAUACAUUGAAAACCAUUGUUUCCUCUGUAACUGAGUAUCGCCUCUGGUAGUUAAAUAUUUCCCUAGAAGCACGCCUGUUUCUGCAUUCAUCUAUAAUACAUCAAGGAACCUGUUAUUUGGCGGGACUAAGAAGUGGAUCAUUUCCACAGGUUCAUGAUCAAGACAUGUAAAUUUUUGGAUCAGUUAGAGUUUGUGGUAGUGACAAUGAUAGCAAAGUUUUACAAAGAUAUAAUUCGUUUAUUCUGUAUGCAAUUAAUCUCUAAGAUGUUAGCUUUCAUGUUUCACAAUAUUGAUUUACUUCGUUCAUACCCAUUGGAAUGGGUUUUGGUUUCUUAA
This is a messenger RNA of Papaver somniferum (opium poppy), 768 nucleotides long. RefSeq lists its product as uncharacterized. The record is from RefSeq and is a predicted model, not a curated record. Bases 99 to 482 code for a protein of 127 amino acids. Gene Ontology annotation, biological process: proteasome assembly. The transcript is spliced from 7 exons. NCBI's taxonomy places the organism in Eukaryota, Viridiplantae, Streptophyta, Magnoliopsida, Ranunculales, Papaveraceae.